AUGGCCCUGGCGCUGGGCUCGGGGGCCCAGAACUACAAGUGCGAUGCCGCCCGACUGUCGCGGGACGGGCUUAUCCCAGACCUGGUUUGUGUCUUUCUUGACUUCCUCUUCUUAUUCCUGAUGACGGUGAUGGUGGCGAUGGCCUGUCCUGGUACGCAGGUCGAAAGCGAGUUGAGAGGGGCCGAGGGUUAG
Messenger RNA from Colletotrichum higginsianum IMI 349063, 192 nucleotides. RefSeq lists its product as uncharacterized. The transcript has a single exon. Bases 1 to 192 code for a protein of 63 amino acids. The record is from RefSeq and is a predicted model, not a curated record. NCBI's taxonomy places the organism in Eukaryota, Fungi, Ascomycota, Sordariomycetes, Glomerellales, Glomerellaceae.